UUGCUUGGGUACAGGAACAAUGGUGAAAAUCUUGAAGCAUGUGCGGACAACAGACUGGGAUAGGGAGAGAUUGAAUAUGUCCAUAAUAUACAAAUAAAACAGCUUGUCUACGACUAAUAAUGGGAGGACAGUUGGACGUAAGCUACUGUAGUAAAAAGGACAUAUGCCUAUAUCCACACAAGCUUCUAUAGAUAACCUUAUGGAAAAUCUAUGACAGCCCUGCUUGACAAAGCCCUGGUUAAGCCUUAUAAUGUAACUGUCCCAUGUGCGUGAAGGUUUAGCAUGACUGCUGUUCCACAAUAACAUUUGUCCCACAGUCCCACAGAAUGUCAUUCACCAAAAAGUGGCCAAUACAUUACACAUUUGCAACGAGAACCAAUUUUGUGGUUGGCCCAGGCACCUAGAUCUAACAUUAUACAAUGGGUUUGAAAGUGAACAAAUUCAUCUGUGAGCGGUUUAGGAGAGUGUGUUGGUGACAGAGAGCGAGUGCGCGACUUCGGUUGCGUAUGAUUCAUCAUGGCGAGUGUUACAGCCGUUCCCUCAUCAGCGAACGCUCCAUCUCUCAAGGGCUCUGGUGAUGAUGUUUCCACCAGUAACGGCAUGGAAGACAGCAUCCACAGCUUCAAGGUAGCUGAUCUGGUCAUUGAGCUGUCCCAGACCCACAAGGCCAAACCUGACCUGACCAAUCUGGUGUUUGGAACUGUGUUUUCUGACCACAUGCUGACCAUAGAGUGGACCAACGCUGGAGGCUGGCAGAAGCCUCACAUCAAGCCCUUUGGUAACCUGUCUCUCCACCCGGCCUGCUCAGCCAUGCACUACGCUGUGCAGUUGUUUGAGGGUAUGAAGGCAUACCGAGGUACUGAUGACAAAGUCCGUCUCUUCAGACCCAUGCUCAACAUGAACCGUAUGGCCAAGUCUGCAGAGAGGGCCUGCCUGCCGGCCUUUGACAGGGCAGAGUUGGUAGAGUGUAUCAGGAGGCUGGUACAGGUGGAUCGGGAGUGGGUACCCCAGUCAGACUCUGCCAGUCUCUACAUCCGACCCACCUUCCUGGGUACUGAGCGGUCUCUAGGAGUGAAGAAGCCGUCCCAUGCUCUACUUUAUGUGAUCCUGAGUCCUGUUGGUUCUUUCUUCAGUACAGGAGCUAAACCUGUCUCUCUCUGGGCCGACUCCAAAUACAUCAGAGCCUGGAGAGGAGGGACAGGAGAUUGUAAGAUGGGAGGGAACUAUGGAGCGUCUAUCUACGCCCAGCAUGAAGCAGUGGAUUAUGGGUGCCAGCAGGUCCUCUGGCAGUACGGAGACGACCAUCAAAUCACAGAGGUCGGAUCCAUGAACAUGUUCCUCUUCUGGAAUAAUGAGAAUGGAGAGGAGGAGCUGGCAACGCCCCCUCUGGAUGGACUAAUCCUACCUGGGAUCACGCGGCAGAGCAUCCUGGAACUGACCAGGAAAUGGGGGGAGUUUAAGGUGUGUGAGCGGUACCUGACCAUGGCAGACCUGCGCUGUGCUCUGAAAGAGGGCCGAGUUAAGGAGAUGUUUGGCUCUGGUACUGCAUGUGUGGUCAGUCCUGUGGGACGCAUACUCUACCAGGGAGAGAACCUACACAUCCCCUGCCAGGAGGAUUUCCCCCAGCUCGCCUCUAGACUGAGAAAGGAGCUCACAGAUAUACAGUACGGCCGGACCCAGAGUGACUGGUCUGUCCUCGUGUAACCAAGACACAGUGGUGUGGGUAUCUGGGACAAGCACACACAAACCGUAUAUGCAUAUACGCAGACAUACAUGCACACACACACACGUGUAACCUCUAUAUCAGUACAAUGUUGUAUGUGGGUAAGCUCUUUUAAAUGUGCAAUAAUCUUUCUCAGAUUGCAGUAUACUGGAUGUUCAGUUUGAAGUCCCAUCGGGUCAGUAGCAAUAUUAUUCCACUCUAAGUCUGCUCAAAAUGUGCACGACUUCCCCGUUCACACGCCCUGCCCUGCGCAGAACUGACCCACAGACGGUGCAGAUCUCAACAGUCUGCCCUGGUGUGUCAGCCCUGCUAAAGGGUUCACUAAAAUAUGACCAGCAGAAGAUUGAGAGGAGUAACGUUAGCAAUGAAUAGAGCGUUUUAGAAUUUUAUUUUCGAACAAAUAUAACAGUUUUAAAGUGAGCUUAAAUGGCGGACCAAGUUUCUCAAGGAAAGCACUUUAGUACUGCUUAAAGAGAAGGAUGAAUGAAUUCUAAGAGGGCACUGGAAAUAACCCUUGAUAUAGCAGAGUGAGAGAGAUCCCUGACGUCUGAAGCUUGGAACCUAGAGUGGUAGAAUGAUACACAAACCACUGGUAUCAAAGAAAGCACAAGUCGAAGUAGCACUACAAGCAGUAGUAAUAUCAUUCCAUGCCAGUUGCUGUACGCGAACAAGUGUGUGGCGUUUAAUGUCAAAAUGUAUGCUAUAUCUACGAUCUGUUGAUAGUGAUAUCUAAUCAAACAUAAUGCUGGCCGUUUGUGUGGUGAUGUACUAUCGGACCAAUGUCUGUAAUUUACUGUUGACCUGUAUCGCCUUGAUUGACAGAUAUCUCUCUAUCUGUACCUAGAAAGUGAAGCACAAUAUCUGUUUUAUGUCAAGUUCUAUAUAUACUUAGAUGGAAGAGAUAUAUUUAUGUCAUCGAUGCAAUGCGUCCAGUGAUACAAUAUUGCCUGUUCUGUUGAUCCAAAUAAUAAAUACGCA
Salmo salar (Atlantic salmon) is the source of this 2701-nucleotide messenger RNA. NCBI's taxonomy places the organism in Eukaryota, Metazoa, Chordata, Actinopteri, Salmoniformes, Salmonidae. The record is from RefSeq and is a predicted model, not a curated record.